UAUGUGGAGCAGUGUACAGUGAAGCGGAGGCAGAGCGGCUCCGCGAGCUCCUCUCCACUUUCCCAUAGAGAACCCUAGACUGGCCGCGGAGGGCGAGCUACACACACGCCCUCACGGCCGGCGAGCCCGCGAGGCAGCGCCGCCCGAGAGGGGCACGCGAGCCGGGGCGCGGGCAGGAGCAGCCCGAGGAAAACAACAACAGAACCCUCACGCCGACGGGCGGCUCGUGGCCGCCCCGGGAGCCCCAAACUUCAUCUCGGCGAAAGUCACUAUCAUAUGACAAAGGCUUUGCCGCAGUUCAUCUUCUUCCCUUUGUACUUUCCAUUUGCCUUCCUGGUAGUCACCCUCCAGGAAUCCCACUGAUGACGCACUCCCAGCUUUGUAUUCCCAUUUCUUGAAUUCUUUCGUGAACAUUGCCUGCAACUAAUCCUGCUGCAUCACAGAAGCUGGAAAUUCUGAUGUUCCAUUGAAAUCACAAUGGAUAGUCUUGACUUGACCGGACACAGUAAUGAAAGGCAGUAAUAGAAAUAAAGAUCAUUCAGCAGAAGGAGAAGGGGCUGGAAAACGACCAAAACGGAAGUGUCUUCAGUGGCACCCAUUGCUAGCAAAGAAACUUCUUGACUUCUCAGAAGAGGAGGAAGAGGAAGAAGAAGAAGAGGAUAUUGAUAAGGUUCAAGUUCUUGGGGCUGAUGGCCUAGAGCAAGAUGUUGGUGAGACUGAAGAUGAUGAAUCACCAGAACAGCGAGCCCGGAGACCAAUGAAUGCAUUUCUCUUAUUCUGCAAACGUCAUCGCUCCCUUGUACGUCAGGAACACCCCAGGCUUGAUAACCGAGGUGCUACCAAGAUACUAGCUGAUUGGUGGGCUGUUCUCGAUCCAAAGGAAAAGCAGAAAUAUACAGACAUGGCCAAGGAGUAUAAAGAUGCAUUUAUGAAAGCAAAUCCUGGCUACAAAUGGUGUCCUACUACAAACAAGCCUGUGAAAUCCCCAACACCCUCUGUCAAUCCACGAAAGAAACUAUGGGCCUUCCCAUCUGACUCUUCCCGAGACUUGGCAAGCCCCAAGAAAGCAAAGACUGAAGAAAUGCCUCAGCUUAACUUUGGAAUGGCCGAUCCUACUCAAAUGGGAGGCCUGAGCAUGCUGCUUUUAGCUGGAGAACAUGCUCUUGGCACCUCAGAGAUAUCCUCUGGCACUUGCAGGCCUGAUAUUUCGGAAUCCCCUGAAAUGCGUCAGAAGUCACCAUUAUUUCAGUUUGCUGAGAUAUCUUCAAGUACAUCCCACCCCAGCGCUCCUUCAAAACAGUGUCAGGCAUCAGCCCUGUUUCAGUUUGCUGAGAUUUCUUCAAACACUUCGCAGUUGGGUGGUGCUGAACCUGCAAAACGCUGUGGAAAGUCUGCACUCUUUCAACUAGCCGAGAUGUGUCUGGCAUCAGAGGGCAUGAAAAUGGAAGAAUCCAAGCUAAUAAAAGCAAAAGACUCAGAUGGUGGAAGAAUUAAAGAAUUGGAGAAGGCAAAGGAAGAAAGAGAAAUAAAAAUGGAGAAAAUGAAUGAAGCCAGGUUACAGAAGGAAGCAGAAUUUGAAAAAUCAGCGAAGGAACAUGCAGGAGAUGCUAAGGAAUUAAGAAAUUUUGAGGAGCUACGGAUGGAUGAUGUAGUGGCAAUAAAAAUGGAAGAUCCCAAAGAAACUAAAAAGGAAGAAAUAGACGAAGAUCAAAAAUGUAGUCACUUCCCUGAUUUUUCUUACUCUGCCAGCAGCAAGAUAAUAAUAAGCGAUGUUCCCAGUAGAAAGGAUCACAUGUGCCAUCCUCAUGGAAUUAUGAUCAUUGAGGAUCCCACAUCACUAAACAAACCAGAAAAACUAAAAAAGAAAAAGAAGAAGAGCAAAGUGGAUCGACAUGGCAAUGAUAAAUCCACCCCCAAGAAGACUUGCAAAAAGAGGCAAUCCUCCGAGUCUGACAUCGAGAGUGUCAUUUACACCAUUGAAGCUGUUGCAAAGGGAGACUGGGGCAUUGAAAAACUUGGAGAAACCCCUCGCAAGAAGGUUCGCACAUCCUCAAGUGGCAAGGGAAGCAUUUUGGAUGCCAAGGCACCAAAGAAAAAAGUGAAAUCAAGAGAGAAGAAAAUGUCCAAGGAGAAAUCUUCAGACACCACCAAAGAGUCAAGACCUCCAGAUUUCAUCAGUGUUUCUGCCAGCAAGAACAUGUCUGGUGAGGUGCCAGAGGGUAUAAAAGCAGAACAGUUGACCCCCACAGAGGAUGCACUACCACCCAACCUGUCAGCACAGACCAAGACUGAGGAUGGCGACUGUCCCAGAAAAAUAGAGACUUGUGGCUCCCGGAAAUCCGAGAGGUCUUGCAAAGGUGCUCUUUAUAAAACCCUGGUGUCUGAGGGCAUGCUCACCUCUCUGCGAGCCAAUGUGGACCGAGGGAAACGAAGCUCAGGAAAAGGAAACUCUUCUGAUCAUGAAGGGUGUUGGAAUGAAGAAAGCUGGACAUUUAACCAGAGUGGGACCAGUGGGAGCAAGAAGUUCAAGAAGACAAAGCCAAAGGAAGACUCCCUCCUUGGCUCAGCAAAGCUGGAGGAAGAAUUUGAAAAAAAAUUCAACAGCCUCCCUCAAUAUAGUCCUAUUACAUUUGACCGGAAAUGUGUACCUGUCCCAAGAAAAAAGAAGAAGACUGGAAAUAUGCCCUCAGAACCGACUAAAACCAGCAAAGGUCCUUUCCAGUCUCAGAAAAAGGACUUAUUCCACAAAAUUGUCAGCAAAUAUAAGCACAAAAAGGAGAAGCCUAAUGUUCCAGACAAAGUGGAAAAACAUCACUCUUUAGGAAGUGGGGAUAAAUGGUCAAACAAGCAAUUCUUCUUGGAUGCCAUUCACCCUACAGAAGCCAUAUUUGCAGAAGACAAAAACACCACAGAGCCUGCUCAUAAGGUUAAAAAUGCCCUCUCCAUUCCCAACACUCCAGAGCCAACAGCAAUGCAAGAACCGCUGGUGGGCAGCCAAAAGAGAAAAGCAAGGAAAACCAAGAUCACACACCUGGUCAGGACAGCAGAUGGCCGGGUGUCACCAGCAGGAGAUGACAAACCAAAGGAACAACUGCAGAGGAGUCUCCCUAAAGUCCCCGGGACAGGCUGCAGUGAGGAAUGCGCACACGGCAGCGAGGCCGGCGAGACGCGGAGCAGCACUCCGGAGAUGCCGGCGGUGUCUGCGUUUUUUAGCCUGGCGGCGCUGGCUGAAGUCGCCGCCAUGGAAAAUGUGCACAGAGGUCAGAGGUCAACUCCACUCACCCAUGAUGGACAGCCAAAAGAAAUGCCACAGGCUCCUGUACUUAUUUCCUGCGCUGACCAGUGAUACGCCCUUUAAUUGUAAAACAUUGUGCUUUACCUACUACCCUAGCCUUGUCUUUACCGAGGGAUGCUAGUGAAUCCAUAUGGUGGAAAAUAUAGACUGCAAACAAGUGCUUGUUGCCCUACACGGCCCAGAUUCACUUGAAGCAGAAGUUAGCCUCCUGGGCCCAUUUGUUCUUUCAGAACCCAGAGUCUUUGAGGGUGAUGUUACCUGUCUGAUAAUGAGCAGAAAUGGAAUGAUCCUAGAGCUUUGCUUUCUAUUGAAGGCUUUUGACGGUAAUAGGGGGUAACUUGGUAAAAGGCUGCCUUUACUGUAGCUCAUUCAGCAUCUCUUUUACCAACCAGAGAGUGUGAAACUAGUUUCGUAUAUUACCUAGUUAUUCUUUCAAAACAAAAAACAAAACAAAAAAAAAAAACACAAAAACUGACGCACUGCACUAGUUAUUAUUAGAUAUUCUUAGUCUUUUUUGUACAUGGAAGAUUUGAGUUCUAAGAUGGUUUAUAUAAUAGGUUAUACCUACAUUUAUAUUGUAGAAUAAUAUUAAAAAGCCUGUUCCGAGACUCUCACAGCACGGGCAGGCAGAUGUACCAUUGUUAGCGGUGUAUGCUCGGCCUCGUGGUCCAUAUAUUCUGCACUUUUAUAUUUGCCACCAGAGUGGUAGUUUGCUGGCAAAAAAAAAAAAGAGAGAGAGAGAGAAAAUUUACAAUUCUUACAAGCUGAAUUUUUUUCUUAGCCUUGAGUGACCAAGAAUUUGCUUGGGGCAAAUUGUGGCAAAUAUUUUCCCAGACAGGGGAGAAAGAGUCCUGCAGAUUACAGAUUACUGGUGUUUUCAUGCCUUGAGGAUUCUUUUAUUUUUACACAAGGGUCGAAGUGACCAAUGGAUCGUUCAUACAAACAAAAAAAAAGAAAAAAAAAAGAGAAAACUAUUAUUCAGAAGUGACCUUAGUAUUGCUUCACUAUUCUGAACACAUUGAAGACACUCACUUCCUGUGGACGUUGAGCCACAGACCUUUUCCAUCCAUCCCAGACUGGACGGGUAGCAAUUGCUAUGCACAGCCUAACUGGCACUGCAGGUUUUUAGAGCCAUUUUGAGUUUGUGUUGUUAGGGAGGUAUUAAGUAAAUGCUAAGGGACGUAUGCCUGACCAGAGUGAGACUGUCAGUCAUAGAUCCACCUGCAAGUUUCUGUUUCCUUUUUGUAUUUUGUUGCUUUUGAACAUAAAAACCAACCGUAUAUAUUCCAGUACCAAGUGGAUUAACUGGCUUAGAACAUUCAACAUAUUGACUUAACCACCUGAUGUUCACAGUGUCUUGUUUCCUAGCAACAGAUACAAAGUGAUAAAUCAAAAUUAGUCAGAGGCUACAGAUUUUACAGGGUAUUUGUUCCAUAGCACAAAGUAUUUCCCCACUCUUGCAUUGCAGCACAAACUACCAAAUUUCAAUUAUUGGAUUCCAGCAAUAAUUUUUAGUGGUUUUCAAACUGGCAGAAUUUUCAUAGUGUUAGUUCAAGUUUGAAGCUUUUGAAUUAGAUCUCUAAAUGGUGACAGUUUACAAGGUUUUAUCUAGCUUUCUUAUUUAUACUUGACUGAAUUGUAAUGAUUUUUUUUCUAAUUGUAAUUUGACCUAAUAGCCAUAUAAAAAAUACUCUACUAGUACUGACUAGGUUUAGCUUUUCAUGGUUGUACUUCAGUUUCAGUGCUGGAAAAUAUGUACAACAUACGAAUUGAAGAAGACUAAUUAGAGAGAUGUUUUUUUUCAAAAGCAGGUGAAGAGGGCAGCAGAGCAUUGGAAGGGUGUUCUCAAAAUGCGUACUCAUUGUGGGCGUGGAGAAGGAAUUAGUCAGCAAGGUUAAUCAGAGGUUAAAGCUUAACCCCAUUCACACAGAGAUAAAUCAGGUGAGCAGCCCCAGAUUGCAGCAUGAUGUUUUUACUAUGAUGCUGUUUUAUUAAUAUUUUCUAAAUCUCAAAACACAGUGAAUGUUUGGAAAUCGCUGGGUCCCAGUGUUGGUGGCUGUUGGGAGUUUUUGGACCACUUGCUAGCAGUGAUUUUAAAAUUAUUAUUAGCUAAAAUCCAAAAAAAAAAACAAAAAAAAACAAAAACCAAACCAACAACAGAAAUUGUUUGGUGCAGAACAUGCACCUUGACAAUGGUACUAACUUGUUACGCUGUAGAACAACGUUAGAAUAGAUUGUCUUUUUGCCAGAGCAUCCUCCUCCAGUCCUCUGAUUACCUUUCACUAGAGUUCCUCAAGACAUUGCUGUAUAUUCAUGGGACCUUUUUUUAAAAAGAAGCAAAGCAAAAGAUUACUUUUUUCUAUAUGAUUAAUAUCUUACUUGAUCUGCUUUUCCUAAACCUCAGUGGCUUUUCCCUUAGGCAGGGGUGGGAGGGGGAGGGCAACCUACUGGACCUGACUGUUUUCAGAUACUUAAAAAACAAAAAACCUUUUUGUAGAAAUGCUUAAAUUUUUAAGCGGCUAGGCACUGAGAGUAGCAGAAAUCCUGCAAAGCUUUAUAGUCCUUUAGAUACUCGCCUUGUCUUUUCUCUGAGUGGACGUCUUGAUUUCAAUAUUAGUGCUUUUCUCAUGCCCUGAAUCCACUGGAAAGGGGUGUUGGUAUUUUUCAGGUAACAACAUUUGUUAGCACAAAUAUUUCAGACCAACAUGUAGUCCCCCUCCCCCCAUUUAUCAUUUUCAUUUCAUUUCUCUCAUUCUUUAUUUUGGAAAAUCGUAUUGCUAUGGUGUGUACCUUAACCUGCCAGCAAACACCAUCUACACUAACAUUUGUCCCACUAGCAUCCUCAAGAGAAAAAGUUGUUGCACCUUAUGUAUAUCUCAAGCAAACCAAAAUAUGAUGCUCUUCUGCUUUGUUUUAUUCUAAAUUGUUGUUGUAUCAUAUCUUUCUGAAACCAUUCUGAAUUUAGUUGAAAUUAUCAGUAUUUAUACUUUUAACCUUAAUUUCUGGAUUCAAACCUGUAUAUAAAUCUUUUGGAAAAAAUUGUCCUAGCCCUUCUCGGUGAUGCUGGAAGCGGAUGAUUUAGUCUCAGAUAGAGACACAGUACUGUUCCCGGUUCCUUUAGCCUUUUAUUUAUUUAGUUACUCCGGGUAUUUCCUAUGUAAUUUUGAAGUGUGUAGAGUAUAUAAUAGUAACUGAAACUGCAGCUCUUAAGAAGCUGAGUGAAAGAAAAAUUACUGUAAGACAUCCUUUUAAAGUUUUUAUUUGUUUGGAUACUGUAAUGAGAUCAGGAAAAAGGAAAAAUGUCCCACAGCCACACUGAAGAUACAGGUUCUUAUCCCCAAAUUAGGUUAGUUCCCAGAUUUUUAGAUCAAAACCGGUUGACUCAUUAAAGGCCCCUUUACAGGAUAAAUCAUGCUGUUGAAAUUCUGACAGUCUUUUUCCCCACAAAUAAUCAGAAAUAUAUUUAUUGAAUUCUGUCAGAUGAGCUUUCUGCCAAUGCCAUCUCAAAGCCGAAAUGCUGACAUCAUCCCCACGUUACCACUGAUAUGCUAGUUCCUGCCAUUUAAACUGCUGGAGGAAAAAAAAAAAAGUAAUGGAACACUAUGAACAACCAGGAGCAUCUGAACUGGUCUACUAGUUAUUUAGAAUCCAGUGUGUCUCAUCCUGUCAUUUUCUUAGUAAAGUCAGAUGCGACUCUGCCUAAGUCAGAUGAAAUUUUGUUUGCACUCUGCAGUCUUUGGCUCAUCGUAUGACAAUGUUUGCACCUAUGUAAAAUCUCAAGCAAAUUAUAAAUUGAUACAGAACCAGAAGGAAGCUGAAAACUGAAUGGCACGUUUUGUUUAUACAGUAUGUGUGGGGGAGGGGGAGGGGGGACUAUCAAAUAGCUCUGUUCCGAGUUUGGCAUUUGGCAUUAAUGUGAAGCAGUGGGACCGUGCUGCCUGCUAAACUACUGUAUGAAUCCUUAGUGUUCUGGAGACCAGCGGCGGGAGGCUGGAGGCUGGCGUCCAUACACCAGAGGAGAAGCACCGCCUCUUCACUGGGGAAAAGGAAGAAAGACAAGCGAGGCCUGCAGUCCUCAUUUAUAAAGGGAAAGUUGGGGUGUAUGUGAUGCUGUUGAGGAGAUUCGGCUUUGAUUGCACUGCUCCACAGCGCCCUCAGAUAAAGGCCAAUCCUAAUGGGCUACCUCGGCUUUAAAAGUUAAUUUCAGUAAGUUCCUGUUUCAAAGAUUUGUCUCUUUUUGCUUCUACCUUCAGUGCCACUAUUUUCCACUGCAGUGUUUUUGACUUCACAAACCGCCUUCUCCAGAGAGAACAAUGUAUCGCUGAAAAUGGGCAGUAGAAGCAAAUGCUAUUAUUACAUUUGACAUAUAAAGUAUUCAGAGUGACUGCUAGGUGGAAAUUAAAUUCUAGCUUUCCCCACAUAGGACCUUGUUUUGCACCUUAUGAAAAGUGUACUAAUUGUUAAUUAGAUGUUGCUUUUAUUUAUACAAGCAUUCCCAAAGAAUUAGAUUUGGAUUUUGUUUUUACUUCAGUUUUGGAACUUUUACAAAUGAUCUUACUUUGACUUACUUGACUAACAUUAUACUUAUAAUAAAAGAGAAACAGUUGUUCAGUUCAUCUUACCAGUUAUGUCUGGUGAAGUAUUCAGGGUUUGAUGGACUGUUUUGCUUUAGUUUGAAAGUGAUAGCUAAGUUUAUUAUACUCCAUAAUAUAUGACCUUGUCCUUUUCACUGGGGACAUUAUCUUCCUUACAUUUCAGAAUAAGGAAGCAACAAAAAAAGUGAAUAACAAGACAAAUAUGCCUGACUCGCUCAUACACCUCCAUCUGUUUGUGCUAUGCUUUCCUUAAAAAUAUAUAAAUAUAUAUUUUCUU
Rhinolophus ferrumequinum (greater horseshoe bat) is the source of this 8167-nucleotide messenger RNA. It is a transcript of the gene BBX, whose product is annotated as BBX high mobility group box domain containing. Gene Ontology annotation, molecular function: DNA-binding transcription factor activity, RNA polymerase II-specific; RNA polymerase II transcription regulatory region sequence-specific DNA binding. Gene Ontology annotation, cellular component: nucleus. The record is from RefSeq and is a predicted model, not a curated record. Gene Ontology annotation, biological process: regulation of transcription by RNA polymerase II. Lineage: Eukaryota; Metazoa; Chordata; Mammalia; Chiroptera; Rhinolophidae. The transcript has 21 exons. The coding region runs from base 509 to 3346 and encodes 945 amino acids.